Molecule: messenger RNA, 1774 nt
Organism: Momordica charantia (bitter melon)
Lineage: Eukaryota; Viridiplantae; Streptophyta; Magnoliopsida; Cucurbitales; Cucurbitaceae
Gene: GCR1
Product: G-protein-coupled receptor 1
Biological process (GO): adenylate cyclase-activating G protein-coupled receptor signaling pathway; cell surface receptor signaling pathway
Cellular component (GO): plasma membrane
Molecular function (GO): G protein-coupled receptor activity
Source: RefSeq, a predicted model, not a curated record
CGUUUCUUGCAACGAAGCUACGAUUGUCUCUGUUGGCGCGAUUAGGGAACCGCAUAUUUAUAAAACCGCAAAAUGCAAGAGUCCAGAUUCGAGAGAUCAUCUCCUCCUCGUUGAUUUUCCGGGCAGAUUGAAUUCGAGCAGUACCGACACCGGAAAAUGGCAGCCGUCGUGCGAGCUGCCGGGUAUAUCCUCGUCUAUGAUCGUCGGCUGCUCACGGCGGUCAAUGCCGGAGCCUCCAGUCUGUCGUUCGUGGGAUCAGGAUUCAUAGUGCUCUGCUAUGUCCUCUUCAAAGAGCUUCGCAAGUUCUCCUUCAAGCUUAUCUUCUACCUUGCCCUCUCCGAUAUGCUUUGCAGUUUCUUCAACAUGAUUGGGGAUCCGGCAACAGGAUUUUACUGUUAUGCUCAGGGCUAUAGCACGCAUUUCUUUUGUGUGGCAUCCUUCUUGUGGACCACAACAAUUUCAUUUACUCUUCACCGUACUGUUGUUAGACACAAAACCGACGUUGAAGAUUUGGAGGCUAUGUUUCACUUGUAUGUAUGGGGAACGUCGUUAGUAUUGACUGUCAUACGUUCUAUUGGUAAUCACCAUGGACAUUUGGCUACCUGGUGUUGGGCACAAACAGGGCGUACAGGAAAGGCUGUUCACUUUAUAACAUUUUACAUGCCGCUCUGGGGUGCAAUUCUCUACAAUGGCUUUACAUACCUCCAAGUGAUACGCAUGAUUAAUAAUGCUACCCGUAUGGCAGUUGGCAUCUCAGAUAGAUACCAGUCAGAUGCAAGAGCAGAUAAGAAGGCUUUGAACCGAUGGGGGUAUUAUCCACUCAUCCUCAUAGGGUCAUGGGCUUUUGGUACAAUCAACCGGAUUCAUGAUUUUAUUGAGCCAGGUCAUAAAAUCUUCUGGCUGUCGGUUCUUGAUGUUGGGAUGGCUUCUCUUAUGGGCUUGUUCAAUUCAAUAGCAUAUGGUCUGAAUUCUUCAGUGCGGCGAGCGAUAUCUGAAAGACUAGACCUGUUUUGGCCUGAAAAACUUCGGAGAUGGCUCCCCAGCAGUUCAAGGUUCAGAAACCAACAACAAGAAAGUGAACUGGUUUCCUUGAGAAGUCAAGAUCAGCCAUAGCGAAUUGGUAACAGAUGUGCCUCUAUCGGCAAGACCUCCUUUACAAGAUUUAUUUCGUCCGUUUUUUAAGAGGGCAUGUAAAUAGGAGCAGAGCAAUUCAUUGUGCGCAGGGUAAUGACCAUCCGUUUUGUCGAUGUCAUUUUCAUGAUCUGCUGCUUUUUGCGGGUACUGAUUCUUCGCUGUUCUCUGAUUGACAUUAUGGAGAAUUAGCUUUUUCUCAAGUGGUGAAUACAGAUCAGGGGUGGAAAAUCGUGGAAUAUAAAGCUUGGAUACUGAAUCUGUAGAUUGUAGAAAAAGAUUGGGCUGCCUGAUCAGAAUUCUCCUGUAUGCUAUUUUAUGCGCCGAAAAUUACCAAUUUUUCAUUGCUAAGCGCUCACUCAGCUUUAAUAUAUCAUCAUAGACCUUAAAAUAGAAUGUCGUCUCUCACUUUUACCAUAUCUAUACUUGUUACGACCUCUGCCUUAUUAGAUAUUAUUCACUGCAAAAGUUCAGAUAAGGCAAGCCAUUCACGCUACACUGCAACAGGUCACUCAUCUUAUUAUGCCAAAUUUUUUUGAAAAUUUUGUGUCCUUAAGUUUGUGGUUGGAUGUUCUAUUACAAAACUCUGAUUUGACACGUAAUUUUAUCUUAUCUUGUAAUUAUUAUUUAAUUUAGUGGGAUU